AUGAAUUUCCCAGGAGGCUCAUCCGGUGCUGGCGCCCCUAUGCCAGGCCUAGGAUCGCAAGAUCCCGGCGUCAAAGCCGUGCAAACCGCCAUGGAAUCUUGCUUCGGCAAAUCCGUAAUGUCAGGAGUAAUGGGAUUCGGCAUGGGUGGCCUCUUCGGCAUGUUCAUGGCCUCUAUGUCCUACGACACCCCCUUCGGAACCCCCGUCACCAACAGCGCAGGCCAGAACAUCUCCUCGCUGCCUCUCCGCCAACAGCUCAAGCACGGCUUCAAAGACAUGGGCACCCGUUCAUUCUCGAUGGCCAAGAAUUUUGGCAAAGUCGGCGCUCUCUUUUCCGGAAUCGAAUGCGGCAUCGAGGGGCUGCGCGCAAAGAACGACCUCGCGAAUGGCGUUGCCGCCGGUUGCUUGACGGGCGGGAUUCUGGCAAAGAAUGCUGGUCCGCAGGCUAUGGCUGGUGGGUGCGUUGCGUUCGCGGCGUUUAGUGCGGCCAUCGAUGCCUGGAUGAGACAGCCAAAGGAGGAGUAG
Pochonia chlamydosporia 170 is the source of this 525-nucleotide messenger RNA. RefSeq names its product mitochondrial inner membrane translocase complex, subunit Tim17/22. Gene Ontology annotation, cellular component: TIM22 mitochondrial import inner membrane insertion complex. Bases 1 to 525 code for a protein of 174 amino acids. Gene Ontology annotation, molecular function: transmembrane protein transporter activity. The record is from RefSeq and is a predicted model, not a curated record. Gene Ontology annotation, biological process: protein insertion into mitochondrial inner membrane. NCBI's taxonomy places the organism in Eukaryota, Fungi, Ascomycota, Sordariomycetes, Hypocreales, Clavicipitaceae. The transcript is spliced from 3 exons.